GUUGCACCAUUUUUCACAAAGAUGGCCGCGUUUUACUAAAACAAGUAAAUUUUAUUCACUUUGCUAAUUAAAUAAAAAUUGAUUUUUCAAUUAUUUAAAAUAAUGUGAGCAUAUGAAAGAAAAUGUAUCGAAACGUAAUAAUGUGCAAAAGAUGUUCAUGUACGGCCGCUUUCACAAUGAAAUGAACGGGAGAAAAUUGUGUUGCAAAAGGGUGGGUAGGAAUACAUAAAGUGUGCAAAAUUUCUUAACAUUGAAAGAUACAUUGCUCGAAUGAAGAAAAAGCAAACCGAAUUAGAUUUCUAAAUCAAAAAGGAAAUAUUUGAAGUUUGUGUGAGAAACAAAUUUUGAAAAUGAUGCAAUAUAAAAGUGCUACCGCUAAUCCGGCAGGAUCAGCGGCGGCCUCGACAGCCGCUUCACAGACAGGACAACAAGUUCAGCAGCAGCAACAACAGCAAUCACAAUCGACUAAUAUAUCUACACCCAUAAAAGGCACAUUUGUCCAACCAUCCGCUGCGGCUGCAAAUGUAAUAAAUGCUGCAAAUCAAGCAAAUCAAAUACCUUUGUCUCAGAUUAUUAAUUUGCAACAAUUGCCACAACAAUUUGUACAAGCAGCAACAGCCCAAGCUGCCAAUCAGCAAGCUCAACAAUUGCCACAAAAUAUGUUUCAAAUUGUGCAGCCUAUGCAAACAGUAAAUAUUGACGGGCAAGAGGCAAUAUUUAUACCGAAUCUUAAUGCGCAAUUAACUACGGCUCAACCGGUGAGUAUUAAUGGACAGCAGGCGUAUAUCACGCCCAACGGUCAAAUUGUUCGAGCACCACAGGCAACUGCUGGACCUACCGCUGUGCAAUUGCAACCGGCUGCACAAUUUAUACAAGGAUUAGGUCAAACUGUGCAACUGCCGACUAGUUUCAAUGGAACGGAGCAAACAUUAUUUACUAUACCAGGGACGAAUAUACAGAUACCAGUUGCAACUGCGAGUUCUCAACAACAACAAUUUCAACAACAACAGCAACUGCAACAAUUGUUACAGCAACAACAGCACCAGCAACAACAACAGCAGCAAAAUCAAAUGCAGAUGCAACAAAACGCGAACGCAGCAGAUGGCAAUAACAGUGCUAGUGUUUCCCAAUCAGGUACAACAGUUGCUACUACUUCGUCGACGCCGUCGAUUAAUUCAAAUUCUGGAAAUGGUUCGACUGCAACUAGUGUCACCACUGCCAAUUUACCCGCAUCCAUAACCAUUCCAGGAACAAAUAUACAAAUACCGACUUCGGUGGCAGCUGCCAACGGUUUACUAGGUAACUUAAAUCAUCCACUAUUAGCUAGUGGCGCAGCGAUUAAAUUGGAAAAUGGUCAAACCUUGCAAAAUAUACAAAUACGUCCUUCAGGACCGGGUUCGGCAAGUGGCCCUACUCAAUUACAACAAAUUGUGCAAUUUCCCCAUUCCAUCCAGCAAACACAGACGGUUCCACAGCAGUCCACAUUGCAGCAGACGACAGUAGCUGUACAAGUGCCUAUACAGACUGGUGUAGGAGGUCAGACUAUUUAUCAAACAGUUCAUGUGCCUGUACAACAAUUGGGUACCCCAGGGGGUAUGCCGACUGCUAAUUUAUUAUCAGCUCAACCACUUCCCAUGCCCCAAAUAAUACCACAGUUCACCCAAAUUGCACAAAUUGUUACACCAAAUGGUCAGAUACAGCAGGUGCAAUUAGCUCCGUUGAAUGCUUUAGGUCCGUAUCAACAAAUCCCUGCUAAUGCUAACAUUAUACAAAUACAAAACACUGCUCAACAACAGGCUGCCGUUCAGCAACAACAGCAGCAACACCAACAACAAGUUGUAGCUCAACAGCAAGCGGUCGCCGCGCAACAACAAGCUCAACAACAACAACAACAGUUGCAGCAACAAUUGCAGCAGCAACAGCAACAAAUUAUACAGGCGAUUAAUGCGGCGAACGAAUCUGGCGCGCAAAUACCCACCAAUCAACCGAUAACUAUAACCAACGCUCAAGGUCAACAGGUUACCGUAAUACCCGCACAACAAUUACAGCAACUACAAAGACCCCCUCCCCCGCCCACCAACACACAGGUACAACCUGCCCAUAACCUAAUACAACUGCAACAAAUUCCAGGAUUGCAAGCUCUACCCAUUCAAAAUAUCCCAGGUAUAGGGCAAGUUCAAAUUAUUCAAGCAUCACACUUGCCGCCAAAUUUGCAAUUAGGGAGCUUGCAACAAGUUCUUGCGGCUGCGCCAACACAAUCCAGUGCGACUCCAUCAGCGGCUCAAACGCAGCCACAACAACAACAAACAUCAAAUGUUUCUGUUCCUGCGACGGCAGCGACAGCAGCGGCCCAAACGCAACCUCAUUCAACAUCCUCCUCACAAUCGCAAGCGAAUGUCAGUAGCACCAAUGUAACUUCCGUUACAUGUUCUCAACCUUUACAGCUGCAAACCUCUGAAAGCGCCGUCAGCAAUAAUCAACAAGCUAAUAAUUUGCAACCCAAGCAAGAGCCGCAAUCUCCAACACAAAUGGCCCAAACCCUAUUGGCAAACGUGACAACGACAACGGCUAAUAUAAAACAAGAACCACCAGAUAGCCACAGUAGUGGCACACAAAUUAAAUGGCUUAUGCCGCAAACCGCAGCAACAGUGACACAGAUAUCACAGCAACAGCAGCAGCAGCAAAGUCAACAGCAACAAACUACAUUACAACAACUACAGCAACAACAUCAGCAACAACAAGUUCUAGCUAGUUUAGAAGAAUUGGCCAUACCAGUAAGUAUACCAGCUUCAUUGCAAAUAACACCCGUCCUGCCACAACAUCAGCCAUCUACUCCGCAAUAUGGUUUAACAAACGCUCGAACCACAAUGAAGCCGCAGGUUACCACACAAGCAUUGACAGCCGUACCAUCAAGCAGUGCGUCAACUACUACUAUGACUAGCGGAUCUGGGGCUACCCAAAUCACUAUAGCUACCACGACUACGAAUAACACAGCUAACAAUAGCAAUAACUCAGGUGGCUUGCAGUUGUCGUCUGUUUCAGCAGGGCAACAGCAACAACAGCAACAACAACAAACUACAUCUAACCUAAUGACCUUACCGCCACCACCGCCACAAACGUCGGUUAAUGUUAACAUUAAUUUAAAUGAGCCGGGUGCUCUCGGCAUUAAGCCGCGUCUGAAACGGGUAGCCUGUACCUGUCCCAAUUGUACUGAUGGCGAGAAAAAUCACAACCGAAAGAAACAGCAUGUAUGCCACAUAAAGGGAUGUAACAAAGUCUACGGGAAAACGUCUCAUUUAAGAGCUCAUCUAAGAUGGCAUACUGGCGAGAGACCUUUCGUAUGUUCGUGGCUUUUCUGUGGUAAGAGAUUUACACGUUCAGACGAAUUACAGCGGCAUCGAAGAACUCAUACAGGCGAAAAGAAAUUUCAAUGCCCACAAUGCGACAAGAAAUUUAUGAGAAGUGAUCAUCUUUCAAAACAUAUUAAAACUCAUCUAAAAGCCCGUUCACCCCUCCAAUUAGUCGAAGUUGAACAUAUCAAGCAAGAAACUCAGGAAAUUAUUAAACAAGAAGCGCAGGACGCUACGGCAGCACGUACCGGUGGCAAUGUUAAUGCAACUACAACAACAACAACCGUUUUAGGAUCAACGGGUGCAACCGAUGGAAAUGUAUUGAAUUCGAAUGCAAUGUCAUCAAAUGACCCGAAUACUGGUAUAGGAAACAUGAAAAUGGACACCAAUUCAUCUGCUGGUAAUAUGCAGGACAAUGCUGUUGACCAAGGUGAUAGCUAUUGUGAAGAAGAUGACUGUGAAGAUGAGUACGGUGAAGAUAUGUAUGAAGAUGAUAGCGGAGACGAUGAAGAGCGAAUGACUAUUUCUCUUAAUGAAUUUACCGAAAAUUCUAACUAGCACGAGGCCGAUCUGUUCAUGGAACAGUUUUUAAUGGACGAAUUUGGAGUCUAAAGACAAUACGACACAGGCCGCCAUCAAAAUAUUGAAAUAUUGAUGUGAAGGCACUCUACGCGUAGGAUAUAAAAAGAAAUUAAAUUUAAUUAAUUAAUUCCAAGAAAUGGAAUUUUAACGAACAUUUUUUUUUUUUUUUUUAAUAGCUUAAUGUUCAUAGUCGAUUAAGUGUAUACAGUUUUUAUAUGUUUACAAUAUGUACAGUAGCAAAAAUUAUAAGCAUAUAUAAGCACUCGGUAUAAGAAGAGCCCAGUAUUGGUAGUUGGCAUUUUUUAUGAAAAACAAAAAGAAAGGAGAAGAUGAUAUCAUUGAACUUUAAUGGUUAUUAUUAGGAGAAAAGUACACUUAAUUAAGUGCUUGUAAAGUACUUUUUUUUCUACUUUAUAUAUUCGGGUACAUAGGUGUUUAUUUUUUAUUUUAGUUUUUCAUGUAAAUAAAAAAGGAGUUUAAAUAUAAAUUUCGUGUUCUUUUUUUAAUGUUCAAUUGAUUGCAUACACCAGAUGUUUGAAUGAAAUUCAUUUUUUAUGUAAAAAAAAAAAAAGAAGAAAAUCAUGUUAAUUAUAAAAUAAUCAAGGGUU
Glossina fuscipes is the source of this 4540-nucleotide messenger RNA. RefSeq names its product transcription factor Sp4 (gene Spps). The transcript has 3 exons. Gene Ontology annotation, biological process: regulation of transcription by RNA polymerase II. The record is from RefSeq and is a predicted model, not a curated record. The coding region runs from base 351 to 3908 and encodes 1185 amino acids. Gene Ontology annotation, molecular function: RNA polymerase II cis-regulatory region sequence-specific DNA binding; DNA-binding transcription factor activity, RNA polymerase II-specific. NCBI's taxonomy places the organism in Eukaryota, Metazoa, Arthropoda, Insecta, Diptera, Glossinidae.